GGGGCAGGAGAGGGCCCAGAGCUUAAAACCUAAACUGGCUGGAGUGGAGAAGUGGCGUAGCAAGGCUGUUUGGGCUUGUUGCUUGGUCGUGUCUUAGCAGCCGCAGGGAGCACAGUCCCGCAGCACCGAGGCGCUGCGAUCACAAGGUUGGUGUUCAUGGUGCUGGUGCUUAACAGUGGAUGAGAACUCACCACCAACAGUUACGGAGCAUUCCAAGGUUGAAGAGUGACUUCUGUGAAAGAUGGUAGAUGCUGUGAAAUUAUGCGAGUCUUCUAACUCUCAGCUUAACUGGCCACAGCCUGAAGAACACUCCCAGAAAGAGGAAGGAGAAGGGAAAGAAUCAAAAAUCAAAUACUAUCUGCUAACAGUUGUUACAGAAGACCGCCUUAAGGAGCUAGUGGCUGGUAGACUUGGGAAAGAAGCGGAGAAUCAAGAACAGGAGGGGCUGGUACAUGCAGAAGAGCAGAAGGUGUCAUCAGGAAGUCAAAGAGAAAACAUCUGCCAGAACAGUGACCUAGGUUAUCAGAAGGGUGAAAAGUCUCAAAAUGCCAGUUCGCAAAUAGCCUUUGAGGAGAAACAGACAGUGGUAUCCAGGAAGAGAUGCUGUAAUGUGGGAGACGUCCAAGACAGUGUGAUCUCAGGGAGACCUUCACCAGGGCAGAGUACUUAUGAGUGCACUGUGUGCAAGAGAUGUUUCAGCCGCAGCUCAAGCCUCUUCCAUCAUCAGCGUGCCCACAGUGCAAAAACACUUCACAAGUGCACACAGUGUGAGAGGGUAUUCAACUUCAACUCAGCUCUGAUUCAGCACCAAAAGAUGCACCAGAAGCAGAAAGUAUCAUUAGAGUGUACAGAGUGCGGUGACCAUUUUACUUGCAGAUCUGGGCUCACUAUCCAUCAAAGGACUCACAAAAGGGAGAAGAAGCCCUACAUGUGCUUACAAUGCAAUCAGCGUUUCUACCGUGCUUCUGAGCUGGUGACUCAUGCUCACUUGUGAAUGUGAUCCUUUGGGCCUCAGUAAACGGGAGCCAAAGGAAUAAGGAAGAAGUACCAACUUGUCUAAAAUUUUUUUUCACCUGAUCUAACAUAAAGUUGUGUGCAGGUAAUGUCUAAGAUUGGCAAAGGUAAAAUUAUAAAUAUCCUCAGCUGGAAGAGACCCACAAGAUCACUGAGUCCAAUUCCUGGCUCCACACAGGACUAUCCGAAAUUCAAAUCAUAUUUCUGAGAGCAUUGUCCAAAUGCUUCUUGAAUUCUGGUAGGUAGCCCCCAAUGCAAAGAGCGUGAUUGGAAGAUCAGCUAAUUGCUAAGAUAAUCCUGUGGCUGAAGAAUGAAUCUCCCUUCUAACAUAUAAGCUUCUGUUAAGAUGGAAAUAGGAGUUUGAAUUUAUUUUAAAGAUAGUAUUUGAGAGAGAAAUAGGACAGAUUACUGGCGAAGAUGAGAACUAUGUGCUUGUAUUGGUACAGUUUUGAUUCUAGGUUCAGCUACAGGGUGACCGUGUGCUAAUUACUUUGUCUAUCUAUGCCUUUAUGAUUCGGUUUAAAAUAAAUGUUAACUUAAAUGUUAAACUUAAGUUUCUCACUGUAGAGUGUGGACUAACAUUUGUCUGGAUACUGAAGUUACUGGAGACAGAUGUUUUGAGUAGUUUAAUGGGCAACAUUAUGAAAGCCUAAGUGUCACUUCCAUUGGCUUUGAAAGGGAAAAUAUUCUAAAACUGUGCUUUAGAAGUUUUUCACCUUCUAAUGGUUUUUGGGUUGUGAACUUGCAAGGCAUUUCUGAACGUUAGCCUUUUGUAAUCAUCCAGGGUUUCUGAAGGGAUCAGCACCUGAUCAAACAUCAAAACAAACCAUUCUUUCCCACCCAGUGCUUAUAGAUCUCUGUAAGUCCUUGGCGUCAGCAGAACAUCUUUGAUGGUGAUGCUAGGAGUCAUCUCCUAGAAGUCUUUAAUUCCCAGCUUACCUACUAUCUAGUUGAAGAGAAGGCAAUUACUUGAGAAUUGGACUUAAAGAUAGACAUGUCAGACCAGUGUCUCUACUGUCAUGGAAAUCAUCAGGAUACUCAAACCAAAAAUAAAAAGAGGACUUUUACUAUGCAGUUACACAUUUAAUGUAAAAUUGGGAAGUUACUAAGAAUUGAAAUGACUGUCUCAUUCUCUCUGUCCCCUCUUGAAUUUCACCAACUGAGUAGUCUCUGCUGAAGUUGGACCCCAUCUUAUGGGUCCGCAGAUAUCAGAUUAUUGAUGUAUGCUACAAUUCCUUCCCUAAAGUAGUUUAACCAGUUUUCACUGAGGUGAAAGGAUCAAGAGAGAGACUCUGAGGUACCAAAGCAUGCUGGAGAAGCAGCUGUCAUUACAGCCUGCUUUCUUGAUGUGAGUCCACCUUGCUUUAGGGCUGUGUUAGCUUUCCUGUGGAUGUAAUUAGCAGUAAUAAUGCCAGAAGACUAUUUUUGUAUAUUAAUAAACAUAUUUUAUGUUUAUUGAAGUUAUACUUCUUCUUACCUCCUUUCACAGCACCUGCCAUCCAAAGUGUCUGGAAAAAGUUUCAGAAUCAGGAGAUCUUGAUUUUUUUUAAAAUAUUUCUGAGAUACCACAGAUACCUCAGAUAUCACAGAAUCACAGAAGAGGUUGGAAGGGACCUCUAGAGAUAAUAGAGUUCAAGCCUCAUAUAAUGUUAUCUCUGAUCCAGCAGUCACUUUGUGCACAUUUUUAGAAGCCUGAGUUCACUUAUUCUUCCAUCUUAACUGUUGUGUUGUGUUCUGUUCUCUUAUAAGAUUAUUGGCAGGUAUUAUUGACAGCUUAUGUAAUAUAUAUAUAUCUUUUUUUCUUGCUCCUUUAAAUGAUAUUUGUUAUAAUAGUAAAUAUGAAUUAUGUGGAAAAAUAAAAUUUACAAUGAGAUGAAGCUUCAGCUUUGUGUUUUGACAACUGACUACUUCUGUUUUACUUUUUUUUUUUUCUUCAUUGUAGUGGAUAUAAUGUUUUGGGGCUUUAAUCUUUAUUUGAGUAUAUAUAUAUAAAGUCUGUAUAUUGUAUCUGGACAAUACAUAAGCAUAAUUAACUUAAAAUUCAUUAAAGGCUAAGUAUUACAACCCUUGUUUGUGAUGGAUUGGUGAUGCUCAACAGUUGUAUUGGUGAGCAUACAUGCUUACAUGCAUGAGCAUCCACCAACAUCUGCAUUUCUCAGCCAAGCAUGAGCUUUGAUACUAGUGACAAUGACUGCACUCUGCCUAUUGCAACUGUUAAGUUGUACACUGGGCAUCAAUUUUCAGUCUU
Molecule: messenger RNA, 3262 nt
Organism: Numida meleagris (helmeted guineafowl)
Lineage: Eukaryota; Metazoa; Chordata; Aves; Galliformes; Numididae
Product: zinc finger protein 3-like
Exons: 3
Coding region: 242-994 (250 amino acids)
Biological process (GO): regulation of transcription by RNA polymerase II
Molecular function (GO): RNA polymerase II cis-regulatory region sequence-specific DNA binding; DNA-binding transcription factor activity, RNA polymerase II-specific
Source: RefSeq, a predicted model, not a curated record